UUGGCAAUCGAUAGCCAUCCAAAGCAGCCCUGGUUGAGAUAUCGAAAAGUCCCGUAACUACUAACGUAACCCUGGCCACAGCUGCGAUUUUUAGCUGAAAAAUUCUCGGGAAAAAAACGAUGGCUUGUGUUAACAAAUUGGCAAUUUUGAGCCGCACCCUCAGCUCGGCUGCCGCCCAGGCGACGGUGAAGCCCCCCGUGCAGGUGUUCGGCCUGGAGGGUCGCUAUGCCACCGCCUUGUACUCGGCCGCCUCCAAGCUGAGCCAGUUGGACCAGGUGGAGAAGGACCUGACUGCCCUGCAGGCCACCAUCCGCAGCGACAAGAAGCUGCGCGAGUAUGUGACCAGCCCGAUCAUCAACAAGAAGGUCAUGGCCACCGCUCUGAAGGAGGCUUCCGAGAAGCUGCGCUUCGCCCCGGCCACCGCCAACCUGCUGGGUCUGCUGGCCGACAACGGUCGUCUCAAGAAGCUGGACACCGUGAUCAACGCCUACAAGACCAUCAUGGCCGCCCACCGCGGUGAGGUUGUCUGCGAGGUGGUCACCGCCAAGCCCCUGGAUGCCUCCCAGAGCAAGCAGCUGGAGGGUGCCCUCAAGUCCUUCCUGAAGGGCAACGAGUCCCUGAAGAUCACCUCCCGUGUGGACCCCAGCAUCAUUGGUGGACUGAUCGUUUCCAUUGGCGACAAGUACGUCGACAUGAGCAUUGCCACUAAGGUCAAGCUCUACACCGAUGUCAUCCAGACCGCUGCCUAGACCCCUAAGGAUUAGCUCUUGAUUUAGAUGGUUCAAACUGAAAGUUUGGUAUUGGAAUUCAAGCGGUAAUUGCGAAUAAACCACUCUUAGCCCUUGGAAA
Drosophila biarmipes is the source of this 849-nucleotide messenger RNA. RefSeq names its product ATP synthase subunit O, mitochondrial (gene ATPsynO). Gene Ontology annotation, molecular function: proton-transporting ATP synthase activity, rotational mechanism. The transcript is spliced from 3 exons. Lineage: Eukaryota; Metazoa; Arthropoda; Insecta; Diptera; Drosophilidae. Gene Ontology annotation, biological process: proton motive force-driven mitochondrial ATP synthesis. The record is from RefSeq and is a predicted model, not a curated record. The coding region runs from base 120 to 749 and encodes 209 amino acids.